AUGGGUGACGAAGAAAUUGAGGUAGACCAUCGCUGCCAAUUUAUCCAGGGAGUUGAGAGAGACACAGUGUUCAAAAUUCAAAGAUUCUUGCAUGAACGUAACAUUUUAGUCAAAACAUUUAAAACUGCUUUAGAAAACCUACCUGAAGAGGAUUAUAAAGUCGUCAUUCACGCAGAUCGGACCCCUCGAGGAGAGCAUGAAAGGCGCUACAAUGCACCUUUGAUAAACGAAAUAGCAGCCGUAAUUAGUGGUGAUCAAUUUUCUUCACGAGACAUUGUCUUGCGAGCACGUGAUGUUACGUUGCAACGGGUAGCCGAUACACACAAGUUUUAUGACGCUCUGCAAUACCCAUUGAUUUAUUGCAAAGGACAAGAGGGUUACCAUUUUCAAAUUCCACUCAUUAACCUGGUCACAAAGGAGCCUACUCCGAACAAAAAAGUAUCAUGUAUGGAUUUUUAUGCGUAUCAUAUGAUGUUGCGAGAAAAUGAUUUUAACCUCUUAGCCCGGUUACGGAAAGAUAAAAACAUUGCUGUGGCCGUAGCUUCCGACGGUGUAGCCGCCACGCUGCUAAGCGGGGGCCGCACUGCACAUUCUGUUUUAAAACUCCCUCUAAAUCUAGCCCUGGAAGAAUCGCCGAUCUGCAACUUUAGCAAAAAUAGUGUACGAGGUAUAAUGCUACGACAAUGCAAACUUUUAGUGUGGGACGAAAGUACAAUGUCGCAUAAAAAAGCUGUAGAAGCACUAAAUCGAACGCUCCAGGAUUUGCGCAGCAAUACCGAUGUAAUGGGAGGAAUGGUGGUUUUACUGGCUGGUGACUUUCGCCAAACUUUACCUGUCAUUCAAAAGGGCACACCUGCAGAUGAAAUUAAAGCAUGCCUCAAGUCGUCUAUUUUAUGA
Molecule: messenger RNA, 897 nt
Organism: Parnassius mnemosyne (clouded apollo)
Lineage: Eukaryota; Metazoa; Arthropoda; Insecta; Lepidoptera; Papilionidae
Source: the annotation of a GenBank genome assembly